AUGAUUACAUUAGCUUUAGUAUUAGUAUUAAUUCUUACUUUAUAUAUAUACGGGACGAGAAAUCAUAAAUAUUGGGAGCAAAAAGGAGUGAAACAUGAUAAGCCCCUACCCUUAUUCGGUAAUAAUGCCAGAAAUUACUUGAUGCGAAAAAGUGUGACUGAGUUGGCAGUAGAGUCGUAUUGGAAGUUUCCGACAGAGAAAGUAGUGGGGUUUUACCGGGCGUCUCAUCCUGAGCUUAUAAUCAGAGACCCGGAGAUCGCGAAACAAAUACUUGUCAACGACUUCGCCUACUUUUACCCCCGAGGUUUGAACAAACAUAAAGAUGUAAUAGAACCCCUACUUAAAAACUUGUUCUUCGCGGACGGUGACACAUGGCGGCUGCUGCGCCAGCGCAUGACGCCGGCCUUCACUAGUGGCAAGCUAAAAGCUAUGUUCCCCCUCAUCGUAGAGCGCGCCGAGCGGCUACAAUCGCGCCUGCUAUCUGUCGCCACGGCGGGGCAGGAGAUCGAUGCUCGAGACCUGAUGGCACGAUACACUACAGAUUUCAUUGGUGCCUGCGGGUUUGGUCUCGACGCGGAUUCGCUGCAGGAUGAAAAUUCAGCAUUUCGGCAACUAGGAGAUGACAUAUUUCAAAUAGACAGAAAAAGAAUGCUUGUAUUAAUUUUAAAAGAUCUAUUUCCUUAUUUGUUUAAGCAUUUGAAAGGUUUGGCAAAAAUAGAGAAAGGCAUGUUCACCUUGGUAAAUGCAGUCUUAAAACAAAGAAAUUAUCAACCAUCUGGUAGAAAUGACUUUAUAGAUCUUUUACUGGAGUGUAAGAGGAAAGGAACAAUGGUGGGAGAGUCGAUUGAGAAAUUUAAACCGGAUGGUACACCUGAAACUGCCACUCUGGAAAUGGACGAUGAACUGCUUGCAGCACAAGUAUUUAUAUUUUUUGCAGCAGGAUUUGAAACCUCGUCUUCAGCCACAAGUUUCACGCUGCAUGAGCUCGCCUACAACCCUGAGAUACAAGUCAAAGUGCAAAAUGAAAUAGAUAGAGUCUUAGCAAAUCAUAAUAAUAAACUCAGUUAUGAUGCUAUCAAAGAAAUGACGUACCUUGAAUGGGCGCUUAAAGAAGGAAUGAGAAUAUUCCCAUCUCUGGGAUUCCUAAUCAGAAAAUCCUCGCGUAAGUACACCUUUAAGGAACUCGAUCUGACGAUUGAUGAAGGCGUACUCAUAAACAUACCUUUACAAGCGCUGCAAAAUGACCCCAAAUACUUUGAUAACCCCAGCGAGUUUAGACCGGAAAGGUUCAAUCCCAAAAACUUUGAUCCUAAAAACAAGCAUGUGUAUAUGCCGUUUGGAGACGGACCUCGUGCUUGCAUUGGCGAGCGCUUGGGCCUAAUGCAGUCCGUGGCGGGGCUGGCGGCCGUGCUGUCACGCUACAGCGUGCGGCCCGCGCCGAGCUCGCGCCGCCGCCCGCGCGUCAACCCCGGCUCCAGUGUCGUGCAGGCCGUACGAGGCGGACUGCCGCUGCUCUUCACCGAGAGGACACCCAAGCAAGCGGCCACUUCAGAC
Messenger RNA from Brenthis ino (lesser marbled fritillary), 1554 nucleotides. The record is from the annotation of a GenBank genome assembly. Lineage: Eukaryota; Metazoa; Arthropoda; Insecta; Lepidoptera; Nymphalidae.